CGUCGCCGUCGCUGCCAGUCGGCAUAUUUCUUACCUACUCGCUUUCCUUGCAUCCACAGACGCUAGGGCCCGUACAGUUUAAUUUGCGCAACACACGAAUAAGCUUGAAGCAAGCAUACAAUAGUUGUAUUCUCUAUAAAUAGUAACAGACAAAAUACAAAAUUAUUAUGGCCGAUAAACCAAAACGUCCUCUUUCUGCGUACAUGCUGUGGCUGAACAGUGCCCGCGAAGGCAUCAAGCGCGAGACUCCCGGCAUCAAGGUUACCGAGGUGGCCAAACGCGGAGGAGAAUUAUGGAGAGCCAUGAAGGACAAGUCGGAGUGGGAGGCAAAGGCUGCCAAGGCUAAGGAUGAUUACGAUCGUGCCGUCAAGGAGUUUGAGGCGAACGGUGGUAGUAAUUCCGCCAAUGGCAAUGCCAAGAAACGCUCGAAACCCGCGAAAAAACCAGCAAAGAAGACUAAGAAGGAUGACUCCGACGACGAUGAUGAUGAUGAGAGCGAGUAGGAUGGUUCUUUCAAUGACCAUCUCGCAUUCACCAUCAGUUAUCCAUCACCAGUCAAACAAAUUAAACACUACAACAUCAGUGGAUCGAAGAUUUUAUCUGCAAAGCGAACACCACACACACACCAUGCAGAGUCCCUUCACACCAACCUUAUAAUAGAGCAAACACACACACACACAAAUCGAUAGAUCAUCCAUCAGAAAAAAGAACACCAAACUGCAUGGACUGUUGCAGUUGCCGGCGACGGCAGAAAGGGAGGAGAGCCAAUCAACCACAAAAAAUAAGAAAACUUGUAUUUAUACGUAUGAAUUUAAGUCUUAGAAGUCGUUUCAUUUAUAAUGACCUAUACACCAAGAGAGAUAGACACAACCCACAAAAAACCAACAAAAGUUGAGCGAAUAGUAGGGAGGGGAGCACGUUAAAGGUGUUUUUCCCCACGCGAUCUCUUCUGCGGCGAGGAGAAGAAACUUAUCUUGCGUAUAACAAUUGUAAAGUAAACGAUAAAAUAAUUCCAUUAAAAAUAAAAAUAUGAAAACAAGUUCUCCCGGUGGAUGUUUUCGAUUAGAUUGUAGCGUUGUACAAAUGCAGGGCCUCCAGAGUAUAAGAUUAGAGAUCCACUUUAUACACACACAACACAACAACACAACACCCCGCAAAUGAAA
Drosophila subobscura is the source of this 1163-nucleotide messenger RNA. RefSeq names its product high mobility group protein D (gene HmgD). The record is from RefSeq and is a predicted model, not a curated record. NCBI's taxonomy places the organism in Eukaryota, Metazoa, Arthropoda, Insecta, Diptera, Drosophilidae. The transcript has 3 exons. Bases 168 to 503 code for a protein of 111 amino acids. Gene Ontology annotation, molecular function: transcription cis-regulatory region binding.